AAUGGGACGUUGUUAACGUUCUUGUUUAUUUAUUUGAAUUAAACUUAUUUUAAAUGAUUUUCUUUUAAAUUUUGUGAUUUUCUAUGUUUAUAGGUAGUAUAGUGAAGUUUUAGUGCAAAUGUGUUUGUUUACUUUCUUCAAAAUAUAAAGUCGGAGAGUAUCCAUGGGCGUUAACUUCAGGCAAACAAAAUCAAAGACUGAAUUAUGAAUCUCUUAUUUUUAACAUACAUACUAUCUACAACAGUAUUAAAGCUAUGUUCAUCACAAGACUAUGCAUCUCCAACAUACAAUCCGGAUAUAAGUCAGACAAACCCAACAAAUGAUUACCUCAACCCGGACCCAAAGUAUGACAACCCAUACGACCCCAAUAGGAGGUAUCAGAAUCGUAAUCAGAACGAUCCAACCCAACAAUAUGAUCCGAACCGUCCGUAUGAUCCAAACCGAAGCCAAUAUGACCCAAGUCGGAGUCAAUAUGACACCAACCGGAAUCAAUAUGAAGCAGACAGGAGGUACAAUCAAGAUGUGAACUACAACUCCAACCAGUAUACUCCUGAUAAUACUCCUAGACCGUGGGACUCAAGCAGGACAUACAGCACAUCCUUUAAAGGUGCUCCUUUGGAACAUGAGAGUGUCAUUAUCAAUGAAGCGACCUACUUCAUAGUGGCAUCUAGGAUGGUGAGGCCAGGUCAGAUCUACAAGAUAUCAGCGAACAUACUGCAAGCCCGCAUGCAGAUGACUAUCAGGGCCUCAAUCUCCUGCAAUGGAGUUGAAAUUACUGAUGUCAACCAGAGAGUGAAGGAGGGUGUGCCUGAAAUAUUGAAUAUGAGAGUACCGCCAACAACAGUCCCAGGAGACUACAAGCUCCGAGUAGAAGGGUUGUACCUGGACACGCCGUUCGGAGGCCGCGCCUUCAUCAACGAGUCGCAGCUCACCUUCUCCAGGCGAUUCAUGACCAUAUUCAUACAGAUGGACAAGCCUGUUUAUAUGCAGGGACAGACUGUCCGUUUCCGCGUGAUACCGAUCAACACGGAGCUGAAGGCGUUCGGCCGCGCUAUCGACGUGUUCAUCCUGGACCCCAACCGUCGUAUUAUGAAGAGGUGGCUCUCUAGACAGAGUAACUUCGGCACAGUAAGUCUGCAGUACCAGAUGUCAGACCAGCCGCUGUUCGGCGAGUGGUACAUCCGCGUGGAAGCUCUCGGCCAGAUCGAGGAGACGCAGUUCCUGGUCGAGGAGUACUAUCAGACCAGAUAUGAGGUGAACGUAACAAUGCCAGCAUUCUUCUUCAACACGGAGCCCUUCAUCCACGGGCGUAUAAUGGCCAACUACACGUCCGGCGCCCCCGUCCGCGGCAACCUGACGCUCAAGGCGACCAUACGGCCUAUACCGCAGUACCGACCGCGGUACUAUACGCAGGGACAGUUCAACAAUAGAGGACAGUUUGGCGUAGCCAGUGGAUAUGGGACCAAUCAGUAUACUAGAGUCCGUCAAAACCCAUACAACUACAACAACAACUACAACGACAGCUACCAACAGCAAUACGACAAGAACUACCAGCAGCAACAGUACGACAACUACGGACAGACCAUGGUGGACGAGUUCGGUCGGCCUGUGAACACGGAGACCAGGUAUCUGCCGGGACAGCCCAAUCAGUUGGAGCAGCCCGACUGGUGGUAUGAUCAGCAGAAGGUCGUUACUAGGAUGUUUAAUUUUGAUGAAAAAUACCCGUUUUGGAUGCCGAAGCCGGACCCGACGCAGUACGCGAUCGACCACAACUCGAACGUCAACAAUCCUAACUACAAUACAUAUACCACUACUUCUUCAUACAACAAUUAUUAUUCCAAUCCGUAUUAUGAUCAACUGCCGUAUCUCAGAUUUUUUAACGGCACUUACGACUUCAAGUACCCCAUGUCGGAACUAUCCCAGCUGGUACCGACCUUAGACGGAGUCGAGGUCAUCAUCACGGCGUCAGUGGGUGACCCCUUCCUCGACGAAGUCAUUGAGGGGUAUAGCAUCGCUAGGAUAUUUAAUUCGUCAUUGCAAGUCACCUUCUUGGGAGGAACCCCACAAGUUUUCAAGCCAGCUAUGCCUUUUGAUGUUUAUAUGGUAGUAUCGUACCACGACGGGUCCCCGCUCCCCGCGUGGCAGGCCCGCGGCGUGUCGCUGCAAGUGCACGUACAGGUGGAAGGUCGGGGUGGUGCUGUAGACCCACAGCAACCUGCUUUGGUUCCUGGCAGUGAUGCUGUGUGGCAUCUCAAGUUGGAUCUCUAUAAGUUGCUCAGACUACAAAACGACCCGAAUUACCGUGAAGUACUAAACAGUAUAACGGGCGUCCGCCUCAGCGCUCAGCUGGUGGACGCGGUGGGCUCGCACGCGACCGCCGACGUGCACUUCGUGGCGCACUACAGCGCCAACAACCAGCAUAUACGCAUCUCUACCAGCACCACUGAUGCUAGGGUGGGCGAGUACAUAAUCUUCCACGUGCAGAGCAACUUCUACAUGGAGUCGUUCAACUACGUUGUCAUGUCCAAGGGCAUCAUCCUCACCAGCGGACUCGAGAUCAUGCAGGAGGGAGUGUGCACGUUCGCGGUGACGGUGUCCGCGGAGAUGGCGCCGGUGGCCACGGUGCUGGUGUGGGCGGCGCCGCGCCGCGCCACGGUGCUGGCCGACUCGCUCACCUUCCCCGUCAACGGCAUCUCCAGGAACAAUUUCACGGUAUUCAUAAACAACCGCAAGCACCGCACGGGCGAGCGGGUGGAAGUGGCCAUCUACGGCGAGCCCGGCGCCUACGUGGGGCUGUCCGGCAUCGACAACACCUUCUACACCAUGCAGGCCGGGAACGAGCUCACCUAUGCUAAGGUGAUAUCAAAGAUGUCUCAUUUCGGCGAGUCGACAAACGGCACGUUCGCGUACACGUGGCGCUCUCACUUCGGCGACGCGGACGAUCUCGUCUACUUCCCUUCAUCUACCUUCGGUAUUGAUGCUAACAGGACUUUUGAGUACGCAGGCCUCAUAGUGUUCAGCGAUGUGCCGGUAACGCGUCGCUACACGACGUGCAACGUGUCGCAAGGCUUCGGCGAGUGCCUGGAGGGCGGCUGCUUCCCGCUGGCCAAGCAGUGUGACGGCGUGUAUGACUGUCCCGAUCAUACUGAUGAGUCUAAUUGUGAAACGGACAUAAACAAGUCAUUCGAGCUGACUCACUUCCGCAAGUUCCGGUUCAACCGCGUGCAGCGACAGUACGACAACGUGUGGCUGUGGCGGGACGUCAACAUCGGCCCGCACGGCCGCUACGUCUUCACUGUCGAUGUGCCGCAGAUACCUGCCCACUGGAUAGUGUCUGCAUUCAGUAUGUCGCCUAGUCUUGGUCUUGGCAUGUUAACGGAACCUAAAAGGUACAUAGGCGUACUCCCAUUCUUCAUCAAAGUGGAAGGUCCCGAGCAGUGUCGUCAGGGUGAACAGGUCGGGCUUCGAGUAGUGGUGUUCAACUAUCAGCCGCAAGACAUCGAAGCGGUCGUCGUGUUGGCAGCUUCGCCUGAUUAUAAGUUCGUGCAUGUUGAGGAGAAUGGCAUUGUCCGCUCGUACAACCCGCGCACGUCAUUCGGCGAGCACCAGUUCUUCGUGUACAUCACGUCGGGCGACGCCGCCACCGUCUACGUGCCCGUCGUGCCCACCCGCCUCGGAGACAUACACGUCCGGCUGCAUGCGUCUACUCUCAUGGGACAGCACCACUAUGUUAAGAAGAUUACUGUUGAGCCGGACGGCCUACCACAAUACCGUCAUCAAUCAGUUCUCCUCGACCUUUCAAACAGAGCAUACGUGUUCCAAUACAUGCACGUCAACGUUACUGAAACGCCCAUCAUCCCGUACGAAGUGGACCGAUACUACGUGUUCGGCUCCAACCGGGCGAGGAUAUCCAUUGUCGGAGACGUUGUAGGACCACUGUUCCCGACCAUGCCGGUCAAUGCCACCAGCUUACUACAUCUACCCAUGGACUCAGCAGAACAGAACAUGUUCAGUUUUGCGGCAAACAUGUACCUGACACUGUACAUGCGUCUGAUCAACCAGCGCAAUCGCACUCUGGAGAAGGAAGCGUUCUACCACAUGAACAUACUGUACCAGAGGCAGCUGUCCUUCAUGAAGCCCGAUGGCUCCUUCAGUUUGUUCCGCAGCGACUGGAACCAAUCAGCAUCCAGCGUGUGGUUGACAUCAUUCUGCGCUAAGAUAUUCCAAGAUGCAUCUUUCAACGAGUGGGAGAACUUCAUCUACAUAGACCCUGAGGUGAUAUCCAUGGCAGUAUCCUGGGUGCUGGACCACCAGACGCCAGACGGUGCGUUCUACGAGGUGACGUGGAUGCCCAACAGGAAUGAUAACUCUACCAUCGUCGUGCCCAAGAACAGUACGUUGUAUAGAGAGGCAUUUGGACAUGCGGGAUGGAGCGAUCCGAGUGCUGUUGAAGUAAAUAAUUCUAUAAUAAUGCAACGGAACAUCACAUUGACUGCACAAGUCGUCAUCACAUUGGAAACUGUCAAGAAUCUCAAGGAUAUUGGAGUGCGAGAGGGUCUGAGUGCUCGCGUAUCAUCAGCUCAACAACGCGGCAUCCGCUGGUUAGAGCGUCAUCUACGCCUGCUGGACGAGUGUGGCUCCCCGUACGCGCUGGCGCUGGUGGCGCAUGCGCUCACGCACGCCAAGGCGCCCAGCUCCGAGCAUGCCUUCCGCCUGCUGAAGCGGAGGCAGAGAUACGAAGGUGGUCUCAGCUACUGGGGUCAAGAACCAGUGCCUCAACCCCCGUACAAGAUGGAGAACCAGAAGCCGUUCCUCCUCCCGCGGCUGCCGUACAAGUACGACUCGAACAACAUCGCGGCCACUGCGUACGCGCUACUCGCCUGCAUGGACCAUCAGGAUAAUAACGAGCCUAUCGUCAUGUGGCUCAACUCGCAGCGCCUGCAGGAUGGCGGAUGGGCUUCCACGCAGGACACAUACAUAGCUCUCCGAGCUCUGAUCGAGUACACGAACCGCAAGCGUCUGCGCGACGUGUCGUCGCUGUCGGUGGCGGUGGACGCCGUGGCGCUGGCGGGCGACACGCGGACGCUGCACGUGCGGAACGACAACCUUGCCGUCAUGCAGUUUGUGGACAUCCCUUCAGCGUGGGGCACAGUGAAGGUAACGGCCCGCGGCGCCGGCUACGCCAUCCUGCAGCUGUCGGUGCAGUACAACGUGGACACGCCGCGCUUCCAGACGCCGCCGCCCGCGCGCUGCUUCUCGCUGCUCGCCUCGCACCACUACUACGGCAGGAACCAGUCGCACAUACACGUGCAGGCCUGUGCCAGCUGGACAAUGCUAGAAGAGUCUCCUCGCUCGGGCAUGGCGGUGCUGGAGGUGGGAGUGCCGACAGGCUACAUGCUGCAGCAGCAGCGGCUGGACGCGUACGUGCUGUCGCGGCGCGUGCCCACGCUGCAGCGAGCCAAGUAUACACCCACCAAAGUGCUCUUCUACUUCGACUAUUUAUCUGAAGAGCAGACCUGCGUGAACUUCACGAUCGAGCGCUGGUUCCCCGUCGCUAACAUGUCCAGAUAUCUACCGAUGCGCGUUUACGAUUACUACGCUCCCGAACGCUUCAACGAAAGCAUCUUCGACGCUCUUCCAACAUACCUCCUCAACAUUUGUGAAGUAUGUGGCUCUUCCCAAUGUCCAUACUGCGCGAUAUACAACAACGCAUUACGUACCGCCCUCGCCACUCCUCUUUUACUUGUGGCAGUCAUUGUGACACUCACGCGGUACUUGCGACCCUACCAUGACUUGUAUGGAAUCUCAUAAGUAUGUAUGUAAGGAAAUGUGAACAUUUAAUACCAAAAGUUUGUGACUUAUUUACAGAAUGACUUGUUAAGAAUAUUUCAGUGUUUAUAUUGCAGGUUCUUUAUAAGAAUAAUAUUUCAAUGUGAAGUCAAGUUCUCAAUAAUCUAUGAGUCAAUCUGUAAAUAAGCCAUUUUAUGAUUGCAAGUAACUAUCUAUAGUUAUGUAGAUAGUAUGUAUCUGAUUCUCAUGAACAGCUAAAAACUGAUAUUUUUUUUAUAUGUUUUUUUUUUAAUAUUUAAAUGUAUUUAUUGAUAAAAGGGUUAUGUAAUAAUGACCGAUGUCAUUCAUCCCAGUAUUCAUUGGCUAUAGUUGAUUUAAUCAAAACAGUUAUUUUCUAUAUUAUACAGAAUUUAUGUUUAUUUUAUAUACCAUAUUUGGUGAGGUCUUCAAAGUAAUGAAAUACUUUAUCAACCCAAUCGUGAUUGAAUCAGAAAAUGAUAGAUCUUUCAUGGUCCGAUUUUCAGAUAAGUUUUCUGGCUAUUGAAAAAUCGGCCUUUAAUGUUUUGUACAGCUGUAAGCUUUUGUUUAAAUAUCUAUGAUUCACUGUCUAGUGUCAUAGUGAAUUGCAGCUAAUUAUGAAUCUUACUAACCACCGUUUAGCAAUUAGUGAAUGAAGACAGAACUAACAUUUACAAAGACAUUUAAACUAACCUGCUUGAAAUCUAAGAACUGCCUCAUAGUUAAUGAAGGAAAACCUGCUGAAUUUUUACAUUUUAUACAAGGAAAAACAAAUAAUUACUCUAUUUCCUUUGCAGCUAUUGAUAUAUGUAUUUGUAAGAUUCGUUACCAAUAGGUCCAAUUCUCAAUCCUUAGCUAAAUCACUGAGUUUGUCAUUCGCCUCAAUCAUUGAUGAAAUUGAUAGAUAAAUUACACAGAAAGUUAAGUUAGGCCUUCAAUUCGAAGAGUAAAUAAUUCUGUUUGCCAAACAGUAGAAAUUACAAUUUGAACCAAUUGACACGGAUGCCUCAGUUUGAUAAUUUUCGAUCUCCUUCAAUAUAUUUCUGCCUGACGUGCCGAUUAUAAACAUUUGGUAUCCCGCCCAUUCCGUGACGUAUCUUUUAGGGGACUCCUCAACCACGAUUCCUUUUCCAUUCCAAUAUUUAGUGUUAGUUAGAUGUGUUCAUCUCGUAGUUUAAGAAUUAAUCUAGGCGUCAGUUGCGUUGUUGCCUUAGAGAAAAAUUAUAAUUCUUUAACUACGUCGUUAAGUUAUCACACAUUCAAUGUAGCAACGCAAUUCACGUCUAAAUUCGACAAAUCCACUUUUUUUACUGUACACAUAAAACAUUUUUAUUGUAUGAUUUAGCUAAAUCAUGUUGUAAUGUUGUUUAUAUUUUCGCCCAAGGACAAUCCAUUUAUAUAGCGUUAAUUAACUCAUAGUAAGAGUUAUUGGUGACAUAAUGAAAUCUCAAUGUUGCUUGCAUUCCCGGGUGCUGACAGCAUUUUUAAUCUACUUUUAUUUUAUUUCUAUUCUAUUAUUUUACCUGAUUUUAGUUUUAUAUCUUGUACAAACUAACCCAUAAUCUAUAGAUCGAAUAUACCUUACAUAUCGAUAUCUACAACUAAUUUGGAUCAAUUGGAAAGAGAGAAAAUUUUGUGAUGAUUAAAUAGCAUAAAAUGCGUCCUUGCCUUGAUUCGAAUAUUUUUAUAGGAAGGCAACAUGCAAGAAUUGUAUGUAAAUAUUGUAGUUUAAGUCUUUAUAGUAUUUGAAAAGAAUUAUUUUAUGGUGUGCAGUAGGUAAUGUAAUGCCAUCUGAUAUGAAUUAAAUCUCAGGUGUUGAAUAGGUGGUAUGUAAUUGAUAACUACUGUACAUUAUUUACAAUUAAUUGAUCAAGCAAUAAAAUAUCAAAAAUGACAAUCGUAAUGCCUUAUUGAUAAGGACAAUAUUAAAAUUUAUUUGAAAUAGUAAUUGUAAUGGAAAAUAUACUUUGAUUUGUAAUUAUAUGGAUUAAUUAAUGAUUAGAAUAAGUUUUGUAUAAUUGUGGUAGCUGAGAGUACCUAUUUAGUUCUAUGUAUUACAGUGCCACAUUCAUCACGUAUAUUCAAUAAAUUAGAUAUUUGACAUUGUGUACAAAAAUGUCCCGUCCAAAAUUAUAACAGAGGAAAAAAUAUAAUAUAUUAAAUAAUUAAUAUUGUGAAUCUCAUGUCUGGAUGUCAAUGUGAGCAUGUUACUUAAGUAGUUUCCGUCCAAAUUACCAAUGACUGAUUUUAUACUUUAUGUAUUUGUGUGUAAUAUCUUCCUAAGUUGUUACAAAGCUUCUCUGUAGUGUAGGAGAGUGGUUUAUUGUCAUAGAUUUAUUUCCAAAUAAAAUCUAAUAAAAA
Molecule: messenger RNA, 8169 nt
Organism: Helicoverpa zea (corn earworm)
Lineage: Eukaryota; Metazoa; Arthropoda; Insecta; Lepidoptera; Noctuidae
Gene: Mcr
Product: CD109 antigen
Exons: 33
Coding region: 205-5811 (1868 amino acids)
Cellular component (GO): extracellular region
Molecular function (GO): protein binding; endopeptidase inhibitor activity
Source: RefSeq, a predicted model, not a curated record